GAGCCGGAAUUUUUGUUGUUAGUGUUUUGGUUUUGGCUUCUUGCCAAGGCAGCCCCCUUUUAAAGUGGGUUUGGAAAGGUGAGGGAAAGUGCCCUGGGGACAAAGGGAACGCGGCUGGGAGCGGUGGACGAACUGUGAAGACCGCUUCUUUACCUCGCGAAUCGCCGCUGCUCUGAACCGGAGGAGAAGCUCAUCCUUCUCGUAGAGAUGGCGGCGGGCGGUUCUGUGUAACGGACCCGCACAACAGCCCUCUGGUGGCCUGUGAAGCAGCGGCUGUGAGCACGGGCGUGGGUGUCACACCUAGUCGUGUCUCCUGGAUCCGGAGAAAUGACUUGAACUCUGGCCCCGUGCCCUUGCCUGUAGGAUGAGGAUGAUUCUUUUCCACGUUGCGGAGUAGUUGCGAGGGUUAGAGGAAAUGAUCUGGGUUGAUAAGUUUAUCGUGGUGCUGGCGGGUACGUGAUAACUGUCAAUAUCUGAUGAGUGAGCCCGCUGGGCUCAGAGAAACCACGUUCAUGCAUCCACCCACCCAGGCGGGACUUGCCACCAGGUGAGCAGGCUCUUGUUUUAGAGCAAAGGAGACAGCUGUGAUUCUGAGGCACUAGACGCUCGUCCCCCGGCGCAGGGGAGAGGGUCGGGAGCUGUGUUCUGGGAGCUGUGGCAUGUGCCCCCGGGGGACCAGGAGCGCAGAAGGAAGAUGCUCCAGACCAGUAGCUACAGCCUGGUGCUCUCCCUGCAGUUCCUGCUGCUGUGCUACGACCUCUUCGUCAACUCCUUCUCGGAGCUGCUCCGCACGGCCCCCGUCAUCCAGCUGGUGCUCUUCAUCAUCCAGGACAUCGCGAUCCUCUUCAACAUCAUCAUCAUUUUCCUCAUGUUCUUCAACACGUUCGUCUUCCAGGCCGGCCUGGUCAACCUCCUGUUCCACAAGUUCAAAGGGACCAUCGUCCUGGCAGCCGUGUACUUCGCCCUCAGCAUCUCCCUUCACAUCUGGGUCAUGAACUUACGCUGGAAGGAUUCCAACCGCUUUGUCUGGACAGAUGGACUUCAAACGCUAUUUGUAUUCCAGAGGCUAGCGGCGGUGUUGUACUACUACUUCUACAAACGGACGGCCGUGCGGCUGGGCGACCCUCGCUUCUACCAGGACUCUGCGUGGCUGCGCAGGGAGUUCACGCAGGCCCGGAGGUGACUUGUCCCACGGGUGGAUGCCUCUCCUUCCUGACGCCAGCCACAGUUGUGGUUCUGCAAGGGGGAAGUGGGCCCUGUGCUCCAGGAAGAGCUGGACUUCGCUAGGACAGGCUCGGGCCACUCAUGUUUGUUCAGCCAAGAAGGACGAUUGUCCUCUUGCAAAGGGAAGUGCUCCCAACACAGACUCCAGAACGUACGUAGUGUCUCAGGUCUGCCCCCUGUCCUUUCUGCCCCCUCUUCUGCACGGGGGCCCUGUGGCUUCACCGCUGGGGAACUUCCCACUGAGCCUGGCACAGGGGCCUCCCACACCUCACUCUCUGCACACCUACUAAGGACCAAACAGUGCAAAGGGGUAUUUCCGUGCUCCUGGCUGAUUGCACCUUGGCCAUUUAGCUUUUAUGCCCAAGGCACUUUUUACAUUUUAUAAAUAGGAAAUAAAUUGAAUUUUUCCAUAAA
Molecule: messenger RNA, 1638 nt
Organism: Phyllostomus hastatus (greater spear-nosed bat)
Lineage: Eukaryota; Metazoa; Chordata; Mammalia; Chiroptera; Phyllostomidae
Gene: TMEM138
Product: transmembrane protein 138
Exons: 5
Coding region: 695-1183 (162 amino acids)
Cellular component (GO): cilium
Source: RefSeq, a predicted model, not a curated record